Messenger RNA from Manis pentadactyla (Chinese pangolin), 2122 nucleotides. It is a transcript of the gene CCDC43, whose product is annotated as coiled-coil domain containing 43. The coding region runs from base 43 to 717 and encodes 224 amino acids. The record is from RefSeq and is a predicted model, not a curated record. Lineage: Eukaryota; Metazoa; Chordata; Mammalia; Pholidota; Manidae. The transcript has 5 exons.
UGCGGUAGGCGCCUUGGGGGUUACUAGGACCCCGACCCCAAGAUGGCGGCGCCCAGCGAAGUGCCCGCUGCUGCCUCCAACGAAGGCGAUGGCGGGGGCAACGGCUUUGGAUCGUGGCUGGACGGACGGUUGGAGGCACUGGGAGUGGACCGAGACGUUUACGGUGCCUAUAUUUUGGGUGUCCUGCAGGAGGAGGAGGAAGAAGAGAAGCUGGACGCUCUGCAGGGUAUCCUCUCUGCUUUCCUGGAAGAAGAUUCCCUCUUUAACAUUUGCAAGGAGAUUGUGGAACGAUGGUCAGAGACUCAGAAUGUUGUCACCAAAGUGAAAAAAGAAGACGAGGUACAGGCCAUUGCCACUCUAAUUGAGAAGCAGGCGCAGAUCGUGGUGAAGCCCAGGAUGGUGUCAGAAGAGGAGAAGCAGAGAAAAGCUGCCCUCCUGGCUCAGUAUGCGGAUGUAACAGAUGAAGAGGGCGAAGCAGAUGAGAAAGACGAUUCAGGUACCAACACAAUGAACAUUGGUUCUGAUAAAUCUCUGUUCCGAAACACCAAUGUGGAAGACGUCCUCAAUGCCCGAAAACUGGAGCGAGACUCACUUCGGGAUGAGUCCCAAAGGAAGAAGGAACAGGACAAGCUGCAGAGGGAGAGGGACAAACUAGCCAAGCAGGAGCGCAAGGAAAAGGAAAAGAAAAGGACACAAAGAGGGGAACGAAAGCGAUAACCUUGAUCCACUCUGUUCUCCUCAUGAACUUGAUCAAAGUGAGAACUGGUUUUGCACAUGUGUAUUCAAGAGAAAUGAGAACAUUGCAAAGUGGUUUCCCAAGGCUUUCCCCUUCUGUUUACUUGGUCUAAAGGAAAAUCACAAAUGCUUCUAAUUACAGAAUGUGCCAUGUAAUCAGAUUAUAGUUGAUAUCUGUACCAAAGGUCUGGAAUAGGGGCAACCAUUAUAUUUUGAUACUGAACUCCUGUGCUUAUUUUAGCCACUUUAAAAAGUCUUCCCUCACCUUGGAUAAACAGCAGGAAUAUUCCAAAAGCUGAUUGUUAAGUUUUUAUCCUGAGGGAGCAGAAUCAUGGUCACUCCUUUCCUGAGAUGAAACAUGAGUAUAAAUUGCUUCAGAAGUAGUAUUCAUCCGUAAAUGUGCUGUUUGAUGGCUGAACUAGAAAGCUAAUGAAGAGCCCUACCUGGAUUUAGAGUUUGUUACAUGGCAACAAACUAAGACAAUGAGAAGAAAUUAUUUGUUGGAAGUUCUAGAAAGAUCUUUUUUUAAAGAGGUUCAGCCUAUUUGAGGAAAAGUAUCUUUUUAAGUAGAGAUAGUUACAGAUUUUUCCUCAUCUAGGCUGUGAUUUUAAGGAUGUUUAUUGGGUGCAAGGAUAUCAUUGUUAUUGGCUAGAUUCUUUUUUUAUAAUCAUGAAUCCUCUUGAGUGCUAGUAGAGAUUUUAAUCCUGAUCUGCCCUAAAGUAUGAGUAUGAAGACCUGAUAAUUACAGGUUUAAAUAAACUGGAGAAACCUUCACCUUUUUAAAGAAGAAACACUGGAAAUCUCUGCUGACACAAAGAUAUUUAAGAGUGUGCAGAGUAGGUACUCAACGCAUUUAUUGAAUGAGUGAAUGAAUGGAAAAAGUGGGAGAGUCAGAAAUGAGCAGGAACAUUCUACUUCCAUUUUUGUCACAAGCCACAUUCAACUGUAAAUAGGGCCUUUCUCUGCUUCAGGUAGUAGACCGUCAGGAAGCCUAAAGAGAACAGUUUCUCUUACAUGACAGGAAGUAGAUUAUUUUAUACCAGGAGUCAGCAAACUGCUGCCAGCAAGCAAAUUUGGCCCAGUGUUUUUGUAUCGCGCGAGCUAACAAUGGACUUUAUAUUUUUAAAGGGUUGUUAAAGAAAGAAUAUGUGACAGACCUUAUGCAGCCUGUAAAGCUUGAUAUGUUUAUUGUCUGCCCCUUUGGAGAAAAAAUUUGCUGACCUCUGUUUUAUACCAUUAACUAUAUGAAAUUAACAAAAUGUUUACCUUUGUGCAGAAGGUAAAAAGCAUAGAAUACGGAAACGAUGUCACCUCUAUACACUCCUAUGAUCUUGGCAUUGCAAAAAUUUAAAAAACACACUUAAAAAAAAUAAACUAUUUAAAUCAC